UAUACGACGUUCUUCCAUGGACAUGGGAACACAAGGCGAACGAACGGACGCUAGAAAUACAUCCAGUGCUACUACUGGCAGCAAUGCGGGUGCAGAUGAACACCACUGCAAACACUUUGACGACGUGAAGCUCCCCUGGUACCAAAGGGUGAUUCUCUGGAUGCUCAGCUUGGGUUGCGUACCACGAAGUAUGGCCAUAAUCCCGGACGGCAACCGAAGAUACGCCAAGAAAGUCGGAGCAUCUGUCAACGAAGGUCACUUAGCGGGAGCGCAACGAAUGGAUGAGGUUGGACGGUGGGCUGAAAAAAUGGGCAUAAAAGAAGUUACCAUCUACGUGUUCAGCACGCACAAUUUUAAGAGGCCGAAGGACGAAAUCGACGGGAUCUUCGACGAGAUUCAGAAGUAUUCUAACAACGUCAUCGACGAACCACAUGCAGCUGAAAGGAAGCAAGUUUGUGCCAGGUGCGUCGGUGAUCUUGAGAUGCUACCGAGACACGUGCAAGUAUCCCUUGCAAAGCUGGAAAUGAUAACGUCUCCAUACUCCAAGCGGAGAACGAAUUUUUGCAUCGCCUAUUCCGCUCGGCAUCAACUGACGCGCAUCACGGAGAAGAUGGCCCGAGCAGUUAAAGAACAACUUUUAAAACCAGAGGACAUUACAACGAGCCUUAUUGGGGACCUCUUGGCCGUGGAAGAAGCUCCAGAUAUUGAUCUUCUCAUGAGGACGUCGGGUGAAACGCGACUCAGCGACUUUCUCUUGUGGCAGACCAGUUACGCAAUGUUGUAUUUCGAGGUCAGGACGCUACCGGAGGUCAGCUUCUGGGACUUCAUCAAGGGUGUCUUGUACUACCAGGUUCGAGCAAGAGCGAUACAGGGAGUAAGGGAGAGACAUCAAGAAGCUACAGCCACCCUUGAAAAGUGCUGUCCCGAACAACUUCUUCGACAGAGAAUUUUUCUGAAGCAAAUGGAGGCCGACCGCAUCCUGUAUGUGAGGCAGCUGACGAGAGACGACUGAGAGCAUUGAUGUUCACUACAUGUUUGCCGAUAUUGAUUUUCAUUUACGUCAUUGAGUUGUGAUAUAAAAAGAAAAAAAAAACAACUGAAACUUCGUUUCUGUUGGAAGGCAAAGAACAAUAACUAAAUAAGCUAUUGAUGUGUCGUAUAUGUUCC
Molecule: messenger RNA, 1167 nt
Organism: Ornithodoros turicata
Lineage: Eukaryota; Metazoa; Arthropoda; Arachnida; Ixodida; Argasidae
Product: isoprenyl transferase-like
Exons: 7
Coding region: 17-1012 (331 amino acids)
Biological process (GO): polyprenol biosynthetic process
Cellular component (GO): endoplasmic reticulum; dehydrodolichyl diphosphate synthase complex
Molecular function (GO): ditrans,polycis-polyprenyl diphosphate synthase [(2E,6E)-farnesyl diphosphate specific] activity
Source: RefSeq, a predicted model, not a curated record